UUCAAAAUCAUGUCUCAAAGGUGCAAUAAUCGGACACAGUGUGUUGUUGUGGCCGGCUCGGAUGCUUUCCCUGACCCCUGUCCUGGCACUUACAAGUACCUGGAGGUCCAGUAUGACUGUGUACCCUACAAAACAAAGCUUCCACUAACUAAAGUACACCCAGUAAAUAAAGGAAUAAUGUAAUCAUCUAACAACCACCCUUCAAAGUGUUUCCAUUUAUUCUUGUUCACACGUGGAGGGGAAGCACCAUUAAUGUCUGGACUAUGGCUGUCCUCUCUCUGAUUUUUACUUCCUUCAGGGGAAAUACACUUUUCCAAACUGAUCUCUGUGUCUUUUAUCAUUCAACUGAUUCUCUCUGCUCCUUUCUUCAUGUUUCCAUGGCAACCAACUGGGUACCUUGGCCUACCUCAACCACUACUUCUCUCUUUCCUUUUUGUAAUUAAAAAAAAUCCCAGUUCCUGAUUUUUAAGAUAUGCUUUAAAUUGGACCGUUCCAUAUAAAAAAUUGGUGAAAUGCAGAAAAUUUUGGGAGGGUGUGUUUUCUUUUUAAUUUUUUUAAAAAAUUUUGAUUACUAAUUGGAUAUUUUCUAUUAAUUCUUCUGGGAGUUCUUGCAAUUUUUAGAUUGUUCUAUACAUAUGUCAAAUUAUCUUUUUCUAUUAUAUAAUUAAACUAAUAUUAAGCAGACUGUGACAUCUCACUGAAAGUAAACUCUAUGGCACUCUAUUUGCCUUCUUUCCAACCCUUACUUUCAGGAUCACAAAUUUAGUGCUUUUUAGAAAUCAGCUGUUGAACAGAGUAGAGAUGUUCUGUGUAGCCCACUGUCCAUAUUUAGUCUACUACUUCCAUGGAUUGAAAUGUCAGGAACAUGUAGUGAUAUACAUUAAGGGGCACCCCUUUGCACUCAAUCAGAAAAGCAACUUUAACCAGAUAUGUGGAUGAAACUGAGGAUCUAUUCUACUCAUGUUCCAUUUUUCAGUGGGAAUUUUUCUCUGGGCUUCUACAGUUCUUUGGAGAGAAUUUCCAAGCUAAAUUUUCAACUGAGACAUCAUAGUCAUUCCCACCCCAGAUAAUUCAAUGGUCUUGAGGAGCAUUUUCUUAACUGUUUUGCAUGCUCCUCUGUCAAGAUGAUGUGGAAAUCAGGCAAACCCAUAGAAAAUAACUUUUCCCCCCAGAACACAUAUAAAUAAUUUAUUCCAAUUUAUUAACCACUAUGAUGUGGACUUUUUUUAAUUUACUUGCUUACUGGUUUGUUUUGUUUCUUUUAAAAUUCCUGAUCAAUCCUGGGUGAUUUUAUUUGGGUUUUUUCCCUUUCCUUUUCUACCCAUUUUUUAAAAUGAAAGCUGCAGUCAUGAUCAUUGGCUCUGUCUGUUAUUGGUGGAAGAUGGGGGUGCUGCAUGAAAGAAGGGGGUCAGUCAAUGUAUUUUUAAUUUGCAUUUCUUGGCUAGAUCUGGAGGUAAUAUACCUAAUGUAAGUACCAGGAGUCCUAGCUGUAAUUAGCCUGUCCAAACAAGGGACAAGCUGCCAGGUUAGCACUAGGAAUCCAGCAAAUUAAUUUAUUUCCGAGUAUUAAAACUCAAAAGCCAGGCUUGAUUCCACCCAACCCAUGUCUCUCUUCCUUUUAUCUCUCUCUCUCUCUUCCUCCCUCUCUCUCUUUCUCUGUUUAGUUUGUUCUAAAAAAAACCUUCUGAUUUUUUUCCUGCAUUGGUUUGGAAUUUUUUCCCAAGAUUGGGGAUGGAGGCAUAUACUUAUACUUUUCUUUUCCACAGGUUUCCAUGGUUUUGGAUGUGGCUUUUACUGAUUGUUUCCUUCUCUGUUUCUGACAUCUUCUCCCCCUACCCCAGAGCACAGUUAACCCCAUCCCGACUUAGAAGGCUGAGUCGACUCUGCCCCAUCCAUGAGGGAUCGGAACCAGUUAACGCUUUGUGCUGUCCCCCCCUCGCCAGCGCUUCAUUCUUUAAUGUAUUUGUUUGCCCGGGGACGCUGCACAAGAUCCUGGAACCUACCUCGGCCCAUGAGUCAGAACACCAAUCUGGAGCCUGGUGCAAAGACCCUCUGCAAGCUGGAGACCGAAUAUAUGUCAUGCCAUGGAUCCCAUACCGGACAGACACGCUGACCGAGUAUGCUACAUGGGAGGACUAUGUGGGUGGCCGACACACAACGACGUAUCGCCUGCCCAAUCGGGUUGAUGGCACUGGCUUUGUAGUAUACGAUGGUGCAGUCUUUUACAACAAGGAGCGAACACGGAACAUUAUCAAGUAUGAUCUGCGGACACGCAUUAAGAGUGGAGAGACAGUUAUCAACACAGCCAACUACCAUGACACUUCACCCUACCGUUGGGGGGGCAAGACUGACAUUGACUUGGCUGUGGAUGAAAAUGGGCUGUGGGUCAUCUAUGCUACUGAGGGCAACAAUGGACGGUUGGUGGUGAGCCAGCUCAAUCCCUACACACUACGCUUUGAAGGCACAUGGGAAACGGGUUAUGACAAGCGCUCAGCAUCCAAUGCCUUCAUGGUGUGUGGAGUCCUCUAUGUGGUGCGCACAGUGUAUGUGGACGAUGACAGUGAGGCAGCUGGGAACCGUGUUGAUUAUGCCUUCAACACCAACAUGAACCGUGAAGAGCCCAUUUCACUGACCUUCCCCAACCCCUACCAGUUCAUCUCUUCUGUUGACUACAAUCCACGUGACAACCAGCUCUAUGUGUGGAACAACUACUUUGUCCUGCGCUACGCACUUGAGUUCGGCCCACCUGAUCCUAGCACUGGCCCAGUCACUUCCACACCAAUCAGCACUACAACCACUAUUCGCCCCACUACAGUCACCAGCACAAUCUCACCUGCCGCUACGACCACAGCUCGCCAGGCACCUCUCACCACCCACCCUAUUGGUGCCAUAAACCAGAAGGGAACAGAGCUACACCCAGUCACUGCCUUAGUACCCAGCACCCGCCGCCCACCAGCAAACAAUCAGCAUAUUUCUCCAGAGCUUUUUUGUGAGGCCAAGGAGGUGCGACGUGUCCAGUGGCCUGCCACUCAACAAGGCAUGCUGGUUGAAAGGCCUUGCCCUAAGGGCACACGAGGCAUCGCUUCCUUCCUGUGUCUUGCUUCCCUUGGAAUCUGGAACCCACGGGGUCCUGACCUUAGCAAUUGCACAAGUCCAUGGGUCAAUCAGGUGGCUCAGAAGAUCAAGAGUGGAGAGAAUGCAGCCAAUAUUGCCAGUGAGCUGGCCCGCCAUACUCGAGGUGCCAUCUAUGCUGGAGAUGUCAGCUCCUCUGUCAAACUAAUGGAACAACUCUUGGACAUUCUGGAUGCCCAGCUUCAGGCCCUGCGCCCCAUUGAGAGAGAGUCAGCUGGCAAGAACUACAAUAAGAUGCACAAGAGAGAAAGGACAUGUAAAGACUAUAUUAAGGCUGUAGUGGAGACAGUGGACAAUCUUCUGCGCCCUGAAGCACUAGAAUCAUGGAAGGACAUGAAUGCGACGGAGCAGGUGCACACAGCCACAAUGCUGCUUGACAUCUUGGAGGAGGGGGCCUUCUUACUGGCUGACAACGUCAAAGAGCCCGCCCGCUUUGUUGCAGCCAAAGAUAAUGUGGUGCUUGAGGUGUCCGUGCUGAAUACAGAGGGCCAAGUGCCAGAACUUAUUUUUCCACAUGAUUAUACUACCAGAAACUCCAUCCAGUUGUCAGCGAAUACUAUCAAGCAAAACAGUCGUAAUGGGGUAGUCAAGGUUGUCUUCAUUCUCUACAACAAUUUGGGUUUUUUCCUCUCUACUGAGAAUGCCACAAUCAAGCUGGGCAGUGAGGUUGGUCAGCAUAGCCCCUCGCUUGUCGUCAACUCACAAGUAAUUGCUGCCUCCAUCAACAAGGAAUCUAGCCGUGUCUUCCUAAUGGACCCUGUCAUCUUCACCCUUUCUCACCUGGAGGACAAGAACCACUUCAAUGCUAAUUGUUCUUUCUGGAACUACUCGGAGCGCUCCAUGAUGGGUUAUUGGUCCACGCAGGGCUGCCGUCUGGUGGAGACAAACAAGACCCACACCACUUGUGCGUGCAGCCAUCUCACCAACUUUGCUGUGCUCAUGGCACAUCAUGAAAUUUACCAGGGCCGCAUCAAUGAACUGCUGCUGUCUGUCAUCACAUGGGUAGGCAUUGUGAUUUCCUUAGUCUGCUUGGCCAUUUGUAUCUCCACCUUCUGCUUCCUGCGUGGACUGCAAACUGACCGCAACACCAUCCACAAGAACCUCUGCAUCAAUCUCUUCAUCACUGAGCUGCUUUUUCUCAUUGGCAUUGAUAAGACUCAGUAUGAGAUUGCGUGCGCUGUCUUUGCGGGGCUGCUGCACUACUUUUUCCUUGCUGCAUUCUCCUGGAUGUGCCUAGAAGGCAUCCACCUUUACCUCAUGCUGCUUGAGGUCUUUGAGAGCGAGUACUCCCGCAAGAAGUACUACUACUUGGGUGGCUAUUGCUUCCCUGCCCUUGUAGUGGGUAUUGCUGCCGCCAUUGACUACCGCAGCUAUGGCACCGACAAAGCAUGCUGGCUUCGAGUUGAUAACUACUUCAUCUGGAGCUUUAUUGGGCCUGUCUCUUUUGUUAUUGUGAUCAACCUGGUGUUCCUCAUGAUUACUCUGCACAAGAUGAUCCGCAAUACAUCUGUCCUCAAGCCUGAUUCCAGUCGCCUGGAUAACAUCAAGUCUUGGGCACUUGGGGCCAUCACUCUCCUUUUCCUCCUGGGCCUCACCUGGGCAUUUGGCCUCCUGUUCAUCAACAAGGAGUCUAUUGUCAUGGCCUAUCUCUUCACUACCUUCAAUGCUUUCCAGGGCAUGUUCAUCUUCGUGUUCCAUUGUGCACUGCAAAAAAAGGUUCACCGGGAAUUUAGCAAAUGUCUGCGACAUGCAUCUUGCUGCUUACGAAGUCCACCAGGGGCUACUCUAGGCUCCCUUAAGACCUCAGCCAUCCGCAGCAACAACCGUUACUACACUGGUACCCAGAGCCGGAUCCGGAGAAUGUGGAAUGAUACUGUAAGAAAACAAACUGAGUCCAGCUUCAUGGCAGGUGACCUCAACAGUACUCCUACCCUUAAUCGAGGUACAAUGGGGAACCACCUGCUGACCAACCCCGUGCUGCAGACACGGGGCGGGACCAGUCCCUACAACACACUCAUUGCUGAGUCUGUGGGCUUCAAUCCUGCCUCUCCCCCUGUGUUCAACUCCCCAGGGAGCUUCCGAGAGUCCAAGCACCCUCUGAACAACAGCCGAGACGCCUGUGGCAUGGACACCCUCCCGCUCAAUGGCAACUUCAAUAACAGCUACUCCCUCCGCAGUGGUGACUUCCCAGCUGAUGGCACAAAGAUGGCUGAUUGCCGACGCAACCUGAGUGAUGCUGCCGCCUUUGAAAAAAUGAUCAUUUCUGAGUUGGUUCAUAACAACUUGAGGGGAGGAGGAAGUGGUAUGGUUAAGGGAGGUGGGGUUUCCACAGAGCUCCCCAACCCCCCUGCACCACCUCCCCCUCCCAAUGUAGCAGCAGGGGGAGGGAGUGCCAACAGCGAGGAUGACGCCAUUGUGCCUGAUGCCCCUUCUUUGACACAUGAGGAGAACAUGGAAAUUGAACUUAUGUAUAAGGCCUUAGAGGAGCCGCUCUUACUUCAGAGGGCACAGUCCAUCCUCUAUCAGAGCGACUUGGAGGAGUCGGAGAGCUGCACAGCUGACCUGACAGAGGGGGGUGAUGGCCAAGCCCCUUCACCCAAUAGGGACUCUUUAUACACCAGUAUGACCAACCUGAGGGACUCCCCAUACCCGGACAGCAGCCCCGAGGCGGUUGGGGAAGUGCUCCCUCACGCCCAAGCCAUCAAUGAAAUCUACUACACCAACCGGCCAGCCUUGGUGCCACGCAACCAGCUUCAGGCCUACUAUCAAGUCCGGAGACCCAGCAAUGAUGGCUACUUGGUCCCAGGAAGCUUAGAAGGCCCAGCAGUGGAGGGAGAUGGCCAAAUGCAGCUGGUGACCAGUCUCUGAGGGGCCAAAAAGGGACUGAGGGACCAUACCUUCCCUAACCCCAAAUGGCAUCCUUGCCGUGACCGGAACAUUUUCAUUUUUUCCUGGAGGAAAGGGUGGGGGAAGAAAAGAAUGGAGCAGGGCUGGAGAAUGAAUGGAGGAGACAAAUGGAAGAAAGAGCUAAGUGUAGUGGAAUCCUUUUCCAAGGCAGGGCAGCCAUUUUGUCCUGCUUUCUUUCCAUCUGAUUAGUUUUCCAAACAGGAAGUGGCACAUUACCUAGUAGGUUGUGUCAAGCAAAUGCAGUGGAGGAAAGAGCAGCGUGUGCAGGCAAAGGGAUCAGACUUAUUUUAACAAUACCUCCUAGAAAAAGGGACAGUGGGGGAAUAGUAAAUUGAAAGAAGAAAAAAUUAAAUAAUUAUGAGUUGGAUUUGGGAUUUUGCCUUUUUUUGAAGGUAUGUGGGGGGGUUGUUUUUGCUUUUUUGGAAGUGACAAAAAUCAAAGCCAUGAGGGUAUGAUCUGCAGAGAAUGGGACACCUAGGGAAAUGUCCUGCUUCCUGGCACAGUGCUCAUUCUCUGCCCUCCCUUUCCAACAACUUUGUUGAAAGACAGGCCUAUUUUUCAGAAUAGUACAAGGGAUAAAGGGGCCUUAUGGCACUUGGCCUGGUUUGGGUAUAGAUGCAACUGUUGCCAAAAAUAUUAAGAGAAAUAAGGGGGAAGUGGAGGGGGGCGGGAGAGGAAGGUGUUGGUCAGGUGAUGCUCAGCCCAGAAGUUGCUUUUCAGUAUUUGUUGACUGCCACAAUUUAUCAGUAGGACUUUGCAUUUAGUUCUUUCUUUGAAGCUGGUAGGAUGACAGGAAAAUUUUCCUUUGUUUGAAAAGAGCCCACAUAGGAAUGCUUGCCAUGCACCACCAUUUCUGGGGAAAGGAAGAAGUAGCGUUGAGGUGGCUAUUUUUAGAUUUGAUUUGAUUUUUGUGGCUACAUUGGGCAGCCAUUCCCUUCAUUACUGCUUUGGUGUGGUAACCAGGCUUGAAAUAAAAUUGCACAGAAUCAAGAUGAUAGGGAGGGAGAGGCACUUCUUCCUUUGUUGUCUAUUUAACUCCGUUCCCUCAGCCUGCCUGCCCGCCCCCCACUGAAUUCCUGCUCCAACGUUAAGCUGUGAUGCAAGAAGAAUUAUCUGUCCUCCUUUCUGUUUCAUUCCUGCCUACAAAGAAACAAAAGCCAAGAGUACCUGCAAUGCAAACAUGGCUGCCGUCCAAACCCAUUCGGGACUAGAUGGGGGAGGGGGAGUAGGAGUGUUGAAACGUGAACUCUUUUUUUUUUUCAAACUGGAUGGAUUGUCCUUCAGCAAAAUGACAUAAAGGGGAAAAAAAACAGCAAGAGAAACAAUAACCCAGACUGCACUCCCCCCCCCCCCCCCAGGAAAAAUGAAACAACAGAUCUCCCUCUUCAAGCACAACUCCGACUUUUCUCACCGACUCUUUUCCCGAGAGAGUUGGGGAAGCAACCAAGUCUCACCUGGAGGCAUCAUAUCUCUGGGGCGGGCGGUGGGCGGGGUUGGGAAGGGGGGGAUGUGAUACCAAUUGAAAUGCUGUAAAUAUGAAAUUCUAAAAACAACAAAAAAGAAUUGAUUUUACUCACUUGAAAAAGGAAAAAACAAGGAACUUUUAUGUCUGGGUUUUAAAUAUAUCUAUAUUUAUGUAAUAUAUAUAUAUAGAUAUAUGGCACUCAGCUCUGCUCUAGCUCCAUGUGUGGUAUAGGAGCCUGAAAGGGAAAAGAAAAUCCCUGCUGUGACGUCGAUGGGGAAACCCACUUAGAGCAGAUUUUUACAAUCAAAAAGAAAAAAAAGGAAAAAAAACAUUUUGGCACAAUUUUUAUGUAAUAUAUAACAUAUACGGCAUCAUUUCUGUGACCUUGAAGCAUUUCCCCUUUCCUGCUGGAUGAGGUAUCUUUUUCAUACAUCUCUACAUGAAGUUGAUUAUUUUCUCAUUCGCUGCCACUGUGGAAUUGUGGGUGGAAAAAAAAAUAUCAAAAACCAUUUUUACUGCAAGACCCAAAGAUACUGUAAUUCUAAAAUGCUGUAGGUCCCAGGAAAAUCCUUUGUUUUUAGGAACUGGCGGGUGGGGGAGACAGAAUGUUAUAUCAUUUCAUUUAAAAACAAACAUGCAUAUCAUUUGUACUUGUUUGAAAUCUUUAGGUUAGUAGUGGCCUGGCCACAUUGCGUUGAUAAGGGAAGUGGUAUGUGGUUUUGCUACUUGCCACCUCAAAGUGUUAAGUUUUCUUGCAUUUGUUCUGUUUGUAUCCCCCACCCCCACCCCUUUACUAGUAGCAUUCUGGGAGAAUGUUAGAUGUAGAGGUUAACAUUUGAGGGGAGCUCCGUGGACUAGGCAGAGCCUUUCUUUCUGUACCAUAUUGUAGAUGGAAGGAAGAGUCAUCAGCAAUCCUUUAUUACCUAUUGAUAUCUCUUACCCCAGUGUCACUGCUGAGAGCCAAUAAAAUCCUGAAACUGCCCUGACAAUGGCAAUGCAAGCCACACCUCCUUUACAUCAAGAGUUAGUUCUGCCCCUGAAUCAGUAGAACAGUAGGAGACUGUUCAUGGUUCCCUUGUGCUGUCAGUGGGCUUGUCCUGUCCUGUUUGUGUGUGUUUCCUUCCUUUCCUGUUUAUUUAGUUGUUUUUGGUAAACAGGAGCUGGUCAUAUACUCAUAUUGGCCUUUUCUUCUCUGCCAAGAUGGAGGCUAGAAGUUCAUUUGUGGCUGUUGAGGAGAUAACCCAAACGGCAUCAGAAAACAGAACCUGACCUCUCAAUUCUUAGAGCCUAAAAAUACACAUAGGUCAACAUAUUCAGACUUUUCUACCUAGAGACAUUUAUUUUAAAAAUUUCCAUCCCUCAGUGCAUUCAGAUUUUUUGUUCGGAAGACAAUAGAAUUGGCAUCCUGUAAUAGUGUUCAGACAUCUUUUGUUUUACAGGUGAGAUAAAGUGGAGGAUUUUUGCUGAUGGAGGGGCAGUUUUCAUCAAUUCCCCUCAUUAUGCUGCUCCAAGGGAGCCCUCAUCUCCAGGAGUGACCUGGGGCAGGAGUGAGGAAUGGGACUUUAACUCUAUAUUUGGGGCCUUUCUCCCAAGAACACAAAGGUUUGGAGUGCUUUUUUUUUACAACCUUUUGUUGAAUUACUCAUUGAACAAAUAUUAGUUAGCUUGGGACUCCUACAACAUCUAUUUACACAAACUUCGGAUGUGAGGGUGAUCUGGAUGCGACAUCUGUCACCCCAUUGAUCGCCAGGGUUGAUUCGGCUGAUCUGGCUGGCUGGGCGGGUGUCUCCUACCUCCCUCACAGCUCCAUGUGCGUCCCUCCCAAAGCUGUGCACUCAGUAGAAGAGGACGUCCAUUCCAGAUAGAAGGAGUGUACUGUUCUUCGGUCAAGGAUAUAAACAAACUUCUUUCUGCCACUGCUUUGACCUUAGUUCAAAACAAAUUCAUUUACAUUCUUGGGGGCAUACCUUCUCCCAGUGAAGGGACUAGGUCCCAAGUCUCUAUUCCAUCACCAUAGUAGUUCCUUUUAGUCCCUUCCCAAUACCAAAUGGCCUUAUUCACCCCACUUUCAUUUGCUGCAUUGGCCCAAGGAAGGUCCUGUGUUCAGGAAGCUCCUUGGCAUUAUUACGAAGAGGUACCUCCAUCUGGAAACCUCAUGCUCAAAAACCAAAGACAUAUUUGCCCUCUUGGAGAGAAGCUAAGGAGGUUGAGUGUUUAGCAGUCCAACCUUAAGGCGUGGCAUUCUCUAGUCUCCUAGUAGGUGUAAGUAGUCCACACUUGAGUUUUGAUUUUAACAUUAACCAGUAAUAAGUCAACAUGUUGAUGAGGUGAAAUCAGUGUUGCUGCCUCUUCUGACAAGGGACAUGUGAAAAGGGGUGGCUGUUUUGAAAUAAAAGUUGUGCAAACAGGUGCUUAAUAACCAAAUUUUGGGAGCAACCCAGAUGUUCCCACUUAAGGCUGCCAACUUUGAGAUGAGAAAUUCCUGGAGAUUUGGAGGCAGAACUUGGGGACAGGAGGGAGCUCAGCAGCCAGGCGGUGCCAUAGAACCCACCUCUGCUGCCAUUUUCUCCAAGAGAAGUGACCUCUGUAGUCUGGAAAUCAUUUGUAACUCCAGGAAACCUAAAGCCCCUACCUGGAGGUUUGGCAAGCCUAUCAGCUUGCUAUGGAGAAGGGGAAACAAACAUGGGAAAGCAAUACCAACUAAGGGACGUGUCUGGGCAUUUGCAAGCUUGAGACUCCUUGUACUAUAGUUUAUCUUAGUGUAAAGUGGCUGCCACUUGAAACAAAGCCGCAUAGGCAUAACCACCAGAAUAGCUCAGAUCGCAGAAGCAUGCUCAUUUGCAAGCACACAUGCCGGUUGCAGUGUGAAAGGAAUGUGUCCUAAAUAUUUUCCCUCCUGCUUUUUAUCUGUGACUCCUCCCCUUGAUAAGCAAACCCGCUUCAGAACUCAGAAUAGGUGCCCAGCCCCAUUCUGAAAAAGUUUAUGCUUGCAGGAUUCACCUCCCACUUUCAGAGUUAGUAAAAUAUGGCUGAUGAUUCAGUUGUGACCAGUGCUCUUCCCAUCCUUAGUCUGUGCCAUCAUUAUCUUGAGGAGCUGCUUUCACUUUUCAUUCCCCACACCAUUCAUAAUUUUAUAAACUUCUUAAUCUAACAGCCUGUCAUCUUGUAGUGCUUUGCUGGAAAGCUGCUCCAAUGUCUAAGCCAUGUUAGCUGUCCUCUUCUAAAUCUCUUUUUUACACCCUCCACAGGAUGAGAGCAGCCAGAACUGCAUGUUGUAUUCUUACUGUGGAUGCACCAUAGAGUUAUAUAAUGGCACUGUAAUACUUGUAGUUUUAUUUUCAUUCUGUCUUCACACUGAUUUUUUUUCCCCUUCCAAUUUAUAGGGCAUCACUGAAUUUUCUAUAAUGACCCUGGUAUCUUAUUCCUAGGCAGUUCUCUAGCCAUUAAGCAAUUGCUGAGUUUCAAUGACUAGUUUGACUUCUCCUCCUAUCUGUCAGUAUAACAGAAUCCUUCAAAUCACAGAUGAAUAAAAUGUCCCAUGAACUAGUGGAUACAAGUUUCUCCUAGUUUUUCCCCCCUGGGUCACAGUACAGGUGUUCCCAUCCCAGUCCAGCAGCAGGCUUUUGUCAAGUGCUUGAACCCAGAUGGAUUGUUUACAAUAUUUAUGGCAUUGCCAUCGCAGCAGGGGAGAGUGUCUAGUCUUAAUCCUGCAUGGGCAGAUUGAAUACCGCCGUAUCUUUGUACAGACUUUAUCACUAUAGUCCUGUCUAUUGUGUUUUAUAUCAUUGACACCAGAAGGGGGGGGGGAGAGAAAUACAUGAAAUAGUGGAGGACAGGCAGCAAAUGACCCCUCUGCAACAUCCCUCCAUUUUUGUGGUGCAAGGAGUGAAAACUUCCCCCUUGGAAAAGCGCCUGUGCUUCACAAUUAAUGCCUCUUGCUGUUUUGGGCUCAGCCAGCACCCUCUUGUUGCAGCCCUAUUAUCUGUGUCCUCUGAACUUCAGUUCUCUAUGUGUUCUCCUACAGAGGCUACUUUUUCAUCAAAGACUUAUGCAAAUCCAUUGACUCAUUUCAGCUUCUCAAGAAUAAUUCACUAUCAUUGAUGUGAUUCAGACAGACAGCAGAUCAGGCCAAAUUCUCUAGCUAUAAGGCUUGACUAAUAUGGAACAUACAGGGCAACAUUUAAAACAAUGAUAUAGCCUUGGUGUUUCCUGUCCUUCUGAAGAUGGUUGGGAGGAUAUACUAUAUGCCUCCCCAACUACACUGCAGCCAAUUCAUUCCAAUCACCUCUUUCUUCUCUAGAAAUGGCUUUCUACAAGCUGACAUGAGGGGUAUUUAUGCAUAAGCUAGUUCAGGACCUCACUACCUCUAGAACAACAUUAGAAGUCAGAAUCUGCUUCUCUUAAAGCUACUUUAAGUUUAAGUAUCUGGAGCAGAGGCACAGAUGCCCUGUUCCCUCAGUGCAGGAGUGAAACAUACUCCCUCCUCUGACAGAAAUUCUCAGGCUGCCUCUGAACUCCUAGUAUGGGGAGAAUGGUUGGGUCUUUUGCAAAAUCUGUGCAAGGACAUAUAUAAAGCCUGAAUCAACAACCAGCAGCUAUCAAAUGUGGAGAACCAUCUGUCCUCCCUACAUAACAUAUUCUACAUGCUCAAUGUUGUGGGGCCUUCCUAUUUAAAGGAGUCCAUUUUCCCAUAACUUAGGAACAUCUCCUGUUAACCAAGUCUGCCAUGUAGGGCUCUUUAUACCAGCAGAUCCUCACUCUUUACAGGUUGUUGUAGUGGCCCUUGAUUGGGCCUCCCACUUCUGGACACAGUGGUACUACUGGGGGUGGUGAUAACAACAUCUAGAAGGCUACGUGGCAGCAACUGGUAGACCUUAAUGCCAUUGCCAACUCUUUAUCACCAGAUAGUUACAGUAAAGAUAUGAGCACCACUACAUGAGGCAUUACAGACACAUGAAAUGGAUGCCAAAAUCGGAAGUUAAUGGCAAUGCAAGAAAUGAUAGCAAAUAGUGUAGAGCUCCAGGCUGGUUGCCUGUUUGGUCCACACUGUACCUUUGAAGCUUCCUGCCCCCCCCCCCCCAUCCUCUGCCAUGCACACACACAAAGCCCUAGUUUCCGUUGUCAUUCCCAGCUCCAUUAUCCUCCAGGUUUGCCAGUGAAGCUGUGCCUUUUGAAUGGCAGUGAGAAAGCUUGCAUCCAAGAAUACAGGGCCUACUGGGAAGGUUUGUGCUUCAUUCUCUUCUUUGGUCCCUCUAUGUCCCUUUCUACAGGUUGGUGCUGAUCCAUUUCUAUGUCCACACCAUUGCUUUUGUCCACUUUGCCUUUUGCAUUUCUCUUUCUGUUCCCUUCCUUUCAACAUGCCAAACCAAUUUUGGGUCGAGUGCAUUAAACAGAAAAAAUAUAAUAAUGAAAAUUUAAAAAAUAUUUAAAAAAUGGAAACUUGUUGAGUUACAAAAAAAUAAAACAAUAAAGAAAAUAUGAUUUCUUGGAA
This is a messenger RNA of Sphaerodactylus townsendi, 12995 nucleotides long. It is a transcript of the gene ADGRL1, whose product is annotated as adhesion G protein-coupled receptor L1. Bases 1732 to 6000 code for a protein of 1422 amino acids. The record is from RefSeq and is a predicted model, not a curated record. Gene Ontology annotation, cellular component: axon; presynaptic membrane; postsynaptic density. The transcript is spliced from 22 exons. Gene Ontology annotation, biological process: adenylate cyclase-activating G protein-coupled receptor signaling pathway; heterophilic cell-cell adhesion; cell surface receptor signaling pathway. Gene Ontology annotation, molecular function: carbohydrate binding; latrotoxin receptor activity; G protein-coupled receptor activity. NCBI's taxonomy places the organism in Eukaryota, Metazoa, Chordata, Lepidosauria, Squamata, Sphaerodactylidae.